ACUGACAGUAGUAUAACAGUUGUGGACACGGAUAUUUAUUGCACGGAGUAUGCUGUUCAAGUGUGGCAUUUGGAUUGCAUUUGCAACGGCGAUAAAUCGAGCUGAAUUGCUCGCUUUUCCAGAAAACAUUGCAAUCGUUAAGGAACUAAAGACGAGAGAAAGGCAACCUAGAAACACAAAUGAAGAAGAUUUGCUAAAUCAAGUGCCACUCCAUCUCAGUUUUCAAACUCAGCCAACAGAAGACGGGCCAGUAUUUAUACCAUGGAUAAGCCAAUUGGGACUUCUAAGCAAUCAAGGUCCAUCUUCACCAAUUUGCUAUGAUCAACCACCUAACCAGAAGGAUGUAAUGGUACAACUAGCUCAUGUUAUUUGCCGACAGUCAGGAUUCAUGACAGCAACCAAAUGGUUUGGCAUUCGAAAAGAAACAUUAGGUCUGCAUGUGAACUCUAGCGGGCUUAGCGCUUACUGUCGAGGUGAUGAACAAUUUGUUGACCAUUGUCGGUGGCAUUUCCCAAUCUUACGUCCUUGCAGUCAGUUUUUGGCAAUUGAAUGCGGAGAUUGUUCACGUUCGUACUUGAUGGCAGAGGAUACUCGAAUAAUCUUAGCUUCACCAGGAUUCCCUAUUUACAUUCCAUUAGUGGUGUGUGAGUGGAACAUUACAUUGCUACCGGAGAAUAAUUUGCAAAUCAGGUUUCAGCAGUUUGAAUUGCCUAGUCCUAUCUAUGAUGAGGCAAUAAAUGUCGUAUCUUGUCGGUCGGGAUCCCUGGACAUCAUGUCAUGGCAUGAGGAUAUUAAAAAAAUGGCGUUAGAUGGUCGAUUCUGUGGCCGGUACAGUCCAGGCAAGCUUGCAAUUAAUACUACCAUUUAUUUACUACACAAUUCCAGAAAUUUGACCAUAAUUUCCAACCGCAUCCUUAUUCGAUACACGGCGAGUUCCUUUAAGAUGGACGAUGUAACAAAAAAAGGCUUCCUGGCAGAAUGUUCGCUUGUCCCCUCAGCUCAGUUGUCAAGUAAUUUUGCCAUCAUUCGCUGGGUACUAAUAGGCAGCGCAAUAUUGAUAACAUUCAUAAUCGCACUAUUCCUUUGGAUUUGGAAGGGAAAUUUCCACAAUGAGUAUUUGCGCUUAUGUUUAAACUGUUGGGCACAUUCUUUCCCGACGAGGGACGGUCAUCUGAGUUUGGCAAGAUCACCUCUAUCCACAGUCGAGCUACCACCGCCUGUGGAAACAUUUAGCCAUAUAGCUGGCUUUGAAGAUCGACGAAUGGAGAUAAUACAUGGACGCCGCAGAAGUGCAACCAAAGUCCCGGAUCAAGAAUGUGAUAUCCGUCACUGGGACCAAACCCGUCGUCUGGAAAAGUGGCAUUCAACCAACCGUACAACUCGGUCUUCGUCAGCUGGUUUCGCUUCCAUGCAAAGUAUUGAACUGCAGGAUGAAAUUUCGCUUGUUACUGCACCGAAAGACAAUAAUGAAAGCCAUAUCUAUGAAGAAAUCGACAUCAACUUACAAAAUGGAAAGUAUACAACUAGUUGCCUUGAAGCCACAUGUAUCCGAUCAAUAUCUAGCACAGCUCCACCGAGAAUGAUGAUGCCAUUCAUCCGUCGAAGCCUUUUCGAUCGACCACCGGUGAUAUUGUAUCAACAAACGUCAACGUUUGACCCCUUGAAUACCACCAUUUUGGUCUCGGAAUCUUCAGCAUCCUCGCAUCCACAAAAAUCUCAUCAAUGCCUACAGGACCACUCAGUUUUCCAUCGCCCGCCGUGUUUUCAUUGCAGGAGCAGUGAAUCCGCGUUUUCAACCUCUUCCCAUUUGGCGCUAUCGAGUGAAUCGGGGGACAGCGCAUCUCUUAGCGCUAUCUAUGUGAAUCCCGAACCAGAGGCUGAAGAAUAGUGCUUGACGUUUUUUUUUUUAAUGUAGCCAAUUUCAUGGCAACGGGCUGUAACGUAUAAAAAUAUAUUGUUGUUUGAAA
This is a messenger RNA of Daphnia carinata, 1967 nucleotides long. RefSeq lists its product as uncharacterized. The record is from RefSeq and is a predicted model, not a curated record. The transcript has 13 exons. The coding region runs from base 50 to 1888 and encodes 612 amino acids. NCBI's taxonomy places the organism in Eukaryota, Metazoa, Arthropoda, Branchiopoda, Diplostraca, Daphniidae.